CUCGCACAUCAAUCAACCAUCCCCUCGCAAUCAAUCCACAUCCAUCAACCACAAUCAUCCGCAACAGCAGACAGCAUGACGACCUCCACAGAGACAAAAGAGCGCUCCAACCCCGAACAUGAGGAGUACCAGUACCUGGACUUGAUCGCGCGGAUCAUCGCGACGGGCCAGCCCCGCCCCGACCGCACAGGGACGGGCACGCUCGCGCUCUUCGCGCCGCCCUCGUUGCGCUUCGACCUCACCCGCGGCUUCCCGCUGCUGACGACGAAACGCGUCUUCUGGCGCGGCGUCGUCGAAGAGCUCCUCUGGUUCGUCGCGGGCUGCACCGACGCGGCGGUGCUCCAAGCACGCGGCGUGCACAUCUGGGACGGGAACGGGUCGCGCGAGUUCCUCGACCGCGUCGGGCUCGGCCACAGGCGCGAGGGCGACCUCGGGCCCGUGUACGGCUUCCAGUGGCGCCACUUCGGCGCUGCGUAUGGCACGUGCGAAGACGACUACACCGGGAAAGGCGUGGACCAGCUCGCGGAAGUCGUGCGGAAGAUCAGGGAAAACCCGACCGACCGGCGCAUCAUCAUGAGCGCGUGGAACCCGAGUGACCUUCCCCUCAUGGCCCUCCCCCCCUGCCACAUGUUCUGCCAGUUCUACGUCACGCUGCCGGAGACGCCCGAGGCGCGCCCCAAGCUCUCCUGCCUCAUGUACCAGCGCAGCUGCGACGUCGGGCUCGGCGUGCCCUUCAACAUUGCGUCGUACGCGCUGCUCACGCACAUGAUCGCGUUCGUGACGGGGUGCGCCGCGCACGAGUUCAUCCUCCAGAUGGGCGACGCGCACGUAUAUCGCGACCAUGUUGAGCCCCUCAAAACGCAGCUUGAGCGCGAGCCGCGGCCGUUCCCGACGCUCAAGAUCGCGCGGUCACUCGAGGAGAUCAAGGACAUUGACGGCUUCCGCGCGGACGACUUUGUCGUCGAGGGAUACAAGCCCAUGGGCAAGAUUGAGAUGAAGAUGUCGGCGUAAUACUAGAGCUACCCGUGGGGCAAUUGUAAACUAUGCAUCAUACAUACAACGCGACAUCUCUUCUAGUUCGUCGGCUUGCUCCGCGUGCUCGACU
Molecule: messenger RNA, 1105 nt
Organism: Cutaneotrichosporon oleaginosum
Lineage: Eukaryota; Fungi; Basidiomycota; Tremellomycetes; Trichosporonales; Trichosporonaceae
Source: RefSeq, a predicted model, not a curated record